AGGGGAAGCAGGAACACAGGCGACGGGAGAGGGAGAAGGGGGAGAUAGGCAGGAGCGAAAAAAAACCCUAACUGUAACUACUCCUAGCCCUACAACUGAAAUAACGGAUUAUCCACCGACUGUGAACAGCUUCUCCCGCCGGUAAAGUCAACACAAACGUCUCGGACGUCCCCUUGAACAAGUCAACAUAUUUCCAGGAUUGCCUACUACACAGAAUAUGACAGACACCUAGCAGCAGCAGUGUCAGCUGGGAAAACCAUGGCAACGGCCUACUUGGACCCCAACCUGAACCAUGCCCUCCUGGGAGGCGCCAAGUCACGGCUGAGCGCGGGGGGGUCGGACCGAACCAUGGCUGUCUCCGUGGACAGGGUUCUGAAAGUCUUCCAUCACUUUGAGACCAACACUGAACACAGCUGCUGGUCCUCCAAUAUCAGAUAUGGAGAUGCAACCGAUGUCCGGGGAAUUAUCCAGAAGAUUCUGGACAUCCACAAAGUGCGCUGGACGUCUUGUUUUGGCCUGCGUCUCAGCAACAGCCAAUCCAGAGACCAGGUGCACUGGCUCCACCCCGAUUUGGGCGUGUCCCACGUCAGAGAGAAAUAUGACCAGGCACGGACAAACGAGGAGUGGAGGUAUGAGUUAAGGAUCCGGUAUCUUCCAAAGGGCUUUGUGCAGCAGUUUACAGAAGACAAACCUACACUCAACUACUUCUACCACCAGGUGAAGAAUGACUACAUGACAGAGAUCGGGGAACCGGUGGAACAAGAUGUAGCUCUCAAACUGGGCUGUCUAGAAAUCAGGAGGUUCUUCAAAGAGAUGAGAGGAAACGCCUUGGACAAGAAAUCCAACUAUGAACUACUGGAGAAAGAUGUUGGUUUGAGGCGCUUUUUCCCAAAAGACCUGUUGGAUUCAGUCAAGGCUAAAACUCUUCGGAAGUUGAUUCAGCAGACGUUUAAGCAGGUAGCCAAUCUCAACGAUGAGCAGUGCAUCCUGAAGUUCUUGGAGAUACUUGCACCAAUCUACCGCUAUGACAAGGAGUGCUUCAAAUGUGCUCUUGGGUCCAGCUGGGUGAUCCAGGUAGAGUUAGCUAUCGGUCCAGAGGAAGGGAUCAGCUACCUCACUGACAAGGGAUCAACGCCCACCCAUCUAGCUAACUUUAAUCAAGUUCAGUCCAUCCAGUAUUCUGCUAUGGAGGAGAAGGACAGGAAAGGGAUGCUACAGCUCAAUGUAGCUGGAGCUGCUGAGCCUCUGACAGUUACGACAGCAUCACUGACCAUGGCAGAGAACUUGGCUGACUUGAUUGAUGGUUAUUGUCGGCUCAUCUCCAUGGAAACUCAUUCAUUCAUAGUCAGAUUUCAGAAAGAGGGAGAGAGAGCACUGCCUUCAAUCCCAAAAGUGUCCAAUAAUGAGAAAAAGUUAGAAGCAGUCAGGAGUGGAGUAAGAGCUAUCUCUGUCUCAGACCUAGUGACAUCGACGCCUCCUAAGCCAACCAAGGCGCGGCGUUUCCUCCUCCCCUUUGUCUUCUGUUCAGAUUCGCCGCCCAAUGAAGAUCUUAGUGGGGAUGAGACUGAUGACUAUGCUGAGAUAGUUGAUGAAGAGGACACAUACACCAUGCCCUCCACAGCUGUCUGGCUCUCUCCCUCUUCAUCUCUCUUUCUUCCUCUUUCUCCCACUGCCAACACAGUCAGCUAUGGAGUAGUUGAAGCACGGGAUUAUGAGAUCCAGAGGGACAGGAUAGAGUUGGGCCGCUGUAUAGGAGAGGGUCAGUUUGGAGAUGUACACCAAGGAGUCUAUAACAGCCCAGACAAACCACCUCUACCUGUCGCCAUUAAGACCUGUAAGAACUGUACAUCAGACAGCGUCAGAGAAAAGUUCCUACAAGAAGCAUUGACAAUGCGUCAGUUUGACCAUCCUCACAUCGUCAAGCUGAUCGGAGUGAUCACAGAAAACCCUGUUUGGAUCAUCAUGGAGCUGUGUACGCUUGGAGAGUUACGUUCAUUCCUUCAGGUGAGGAAGUACAAUUUGGAUUUAGCCACUCUCAUUCUGUUCGCUUACCAGCUCAGCACAGCGCUCGCAUAUCUGGAGAGUAAACGCUUUGUGCACAGGGACAUAGCAGCACGCAAUGUGUUGGUCUCUUCAGUCGACUGUGUGAUGCUCGGAGACUUUGGUCUGUCACGAUACAUGGAGGACAGUUCUUACUACAAAGCUUCUAAAGGUAAACUUCCUAUCAAAUGGAUGGCUCCUGAAUCUAUCAACUUCAGAAGAUUCACCUCUGCCAGUGAUGUCUGGAUGUUUGGUGUGUGUAUGUGGGAGAUCUUGAUGUAUGGCAUCAAGCCUUUCCAGGGCGUGAAGAACAAUGACGUGAUUGGCAGGAUAGAGAAUGGUGAGCGAUUGGCUAUGCCUCCUCAGUGCCCGCCCACCCUCUACAGUUUGAUGACCAAAUGUUGGUCGUAUGACCCAAGCAAGCGACCGCGAUUCACUGAACUCAAAACACAACUCAGCACCAUACUGGAGGAAGAGAAGCUUCAACAAGAGGAGAGACUACGAAUGGAGAUGAGGAGACAAGUCACCGUGUCCUGGGACUCUGGAGGGUCUGAUGAAGCACCGCCUAAACCCAGUAGACCAGGUUACCCCAGUCCUCGUUCCAGUGAAGGCUUCUUCUCCGGCCCCCAACUCAACCACUUCCCGCCAUCCGCCCAUGGUGGUGUAGGAGGAGUAGGAGGCAGCUACCCUCCGUCUGAUUCCUGGAAUCAACACAGACCUGAACACAUUGCACUGUGGAGCCCUAACAUGGAGGACGGUGGAUGUGUAGGCCAGGCUAUGAUGGAGGAGAGACUGAUGAUGCAGCAACAACAGAUGGAGGACGACCAGCGGUGGCUGGAGCAGGAGGAGAGCUUCAUGGUCAUGAAGACAGAGUCCAGAAACAGCAGAGGAAGCAUCGACAGAGAGGAUGCCACACUUCAAGCACCGGGUGGAAGCCAACAUAUCUACCAGCCUGUAGGGAAACCAGAACACGUGGCUCCUCCUAAGAAACCGCCCCGUCCCGGAGCUCCUGGUCACCUAGGCAACCUGGCCAAUCUCUGCCCAGUGGACAGCUACAACGAGGGGGUUAAGUUGCAGCCUCAGGAGAUCAGCCCACCCCCCACCGCCAACUUGGAUCGCUCUAACGACAAAGUGUACGAGAACGUGACCGGAUUGGUUAAAGCUGUGAUUGAGAUGUCCAACAGGAUUCAGCCUGCAGCCCCAGAAGAGUACGUCCCAAUGGUCAAGGAUGUGGGUCUGGCGCUGAGGACUCUGCUAGCGACAGUGGACGAGACACUUCCUGCGCUGCCAGCCAGCACACACAGAGAGAUUGAGAUGGCUCAGAAGUUGUUGAAUUCAGAUCUGGCCGAGUUAAUAGCGAAGAUGAAACUGGCACAACAGUAUGUCAUGACAAGUUUACAAAAGGACUACAAGAAACAGAUGCUAAUGGCAGCUCACGCCCUCGCAGUGGACGCCAAGAACCUGCUGGAUGUCAUUGACCAAUCACGACUCAAGAUGAUCCGCCCACAUUAGUUUCUGUUGCUGUGGAGAUGGAGAGUGCAGUAGCUCUUUGCCAAUCACAAAGAGAAGAGAACAUUUUAGAUGGAUAUCAGUGAUGGACGGAUUAAUAAAUGAACUGAUGGACAGGGAACAUGACUGACUGAAACAAUCUUCUCGUUUAGUUUUUCUCUUUGGCCUGGUCUAACGGUCAUGUUUUAGUCAAUAUUGUGUUAUUUUGUACUUUUGUUGCAUUAUUUGCUUUUGUAUCCAGAGAAACGCUCCUCUCCCCAUCACGUAUCGUCAAAGAUGAGUUUUUUUUUUUCAUUAAAUCCUCCAUUACUACUUUUUAAUCUUUGAUGAAAGUGAAUCAAACAAAGGUUUCAGAGGCUUGCUUGAAGGACUGCAGAGAUAUUUUGGUGAAUGGACGCACCAAGAUUUGCCACAUCAACACGACUAUCACGCUCCACACAUGCAGGAUGUAACAACUGGAACUGAAGAGCCAGGAUGAGGACGAUAAUGAAGAUGAUAUGAUAAUGUUGUUGUUUGAACAUGCUUUUAUGUCAUUAUUAAUUAUUAUUAUUACUAUUUUCAGGCUUGACUCUUACAGUAUGUCUCUGUUCAGUUUUCCUCUUGAAAAAAUGGGCAAAAUAAUUGCUUUACAGCUGCUCAUAAAAGUCAUAAUUUCAUCUCUUUUUUUCCACUUUCUUUUCUCUAGAUCUCUAUAUCUCAGGCACCGAGAGAUGGCGUAACAAUGAAAUAUCAAAUCUGUAUUUUGAAGAACAAACUAAAUGUCACAGGCCACUUUUUAAGUUAACUUGCAUAGUAAAUAUACAAAGAAGCUAUAUUUUUAACAUGUUUCUGAGGCAUGAAUUGUUAGUGAAUAAGGGAGAGGGAUGAACAGGUGGAAAAGUGAAGGGACAGAGGGGGGAGAGGUGGAAGGAGGGGGGGGGGAUUUUGAGUUGCAAUGGAGGUAAUUAUACUGUACAGUAUGUCACCCUGUGCCAAAUGUACUGCAAUUGACAAAAAAAGGAACAUUUCACUCAAAUGAUAUUGGUUUACUCAAUAAUCAACAUUUUUAGCAGCAACUCACCUGUUAUUUUUGCAGAAGUUUCUACAAAAAGUUAUUUAUUGCUUGUUUUGUAUGUUGAAGCCAAAUUGUCAUGUUGUGGGUUCCUUCUAUCCUAUUUGUCUUCUCAGAAAUGUUCACUCAGCAAUAUGCAGUGCUGCAAGCUUUCAGUUACGCCCUCAUUGUCAAAUUUCCAGUAGAAUUCAACAUUAAUAAUAUUCUGUCUGUCUUUUUAGGGGGUGAAUUACAGUUGCAGUUUCUUGUUUUACUCCCCACAUAACCAGAGACAGAUGCACACCUUGCUGGCCAAAAUGGGGCACAGGUCUUGUUCAUGGGGUUUAUCUUUUAAAUUGUUCAUGUCCAACAUGAUUUGCUCUUUAUCUCCCCUCUAUCAGUCCUUCUGCUUUUCUUCUCUGUCUUUCUACCUCCCUCCACUGGAGUUAUUUAUACAUUUUAUUCCCUCUCCUCUCAUCCUCUGUCACCCCCACAUUUCUACUUGUCCUCCUUCAGCCUCGUCUUCCUCUGAUUCUCUCUCCAUUCCACUGUUCCCUCUCCCCUGAGGUGAGUAGUAUUCUCAGGAAGGAGUCACAUGUACAGUUGCUAAAGCAAGCAAAUAAAAACACUGUUAUCGUUAAGAAAUA
Perca flavescens (yellow perch) is the source of this 5226-nucleotide messenger RNA. RefSeq names its product protein tyrosine kinase 2aa (gene ptk2aa). Gene Ontology annotation, biological process: signal complex assembly; protein phosphorylation. The transcript is spliced from 36 exons. Bases 259 to 3552 code for a protein of 1097 amino acids. Gene Ontology annotation, cellular component: focal adhesion; cytoskeleton. The record is from RefSeq and is a predicted model, not a curated record. Gene Ontology annotation, molecular function: protein tyrosine kinase activity; ATP binding. Lineage: Eukaryota; Metazoa; Chordata; Actinopteri; Perciformes; Percidae.